AGUCCAGCAGAGUGGAUGCUGCUGCCUGCCCAGCCCCUCCCUGCCUCCCUGCUCCUCCCUCUUCAUCCUCCCUCCUCCUCCCUCUUCAUCCUCCCUCCUCCUCCUCCUCCCUGGUCCUCUCUGCAGUCCGCAGUGAAGGCAGCAGCGGCGGCAUCAGAGCAGCGCACUGCGUCUCCAGCACCGCUCCUCCCUGCGCUCCCCCGGCAGGUGGAAAACAUCUCACACGGGACCGCGACAAUGGCUUCCAUCACUGUCUUGAUGUUUCUGGCCCUGGUGGUCUCAGUUGAAGGUAGUGUUGGACCGAGUAGCAACACCAGCUUCUGCACAGAGUCAAAGGAGUGUCUGGAAUAUGAGCUGGUCUGCAAAACAGAUGAGUAUGAAGUGCGACACUACAGCCCGACUCGCUGGCUGUCAACAGAUGCCGAAGCCUAUUUCAUGGGGGUGGGAGCAGCCAUGGCUUUCAGGAGACUUUUCCAGUACAUCACAGGAGCCAAUGAAGCAGGCGUCCAGAUGGAGAUGACCGCCCCCGUCCUGGUCAAGAUCCCAGAGGAGACCAAGAUGUGGGAGCCGGCUAUCUACACGCUCAACUUCCCGCUGCCUGCAGCCUAUCAGGACAAGCCGCCUGCACCCACUAAUGACAAGCUGUACUUCACCGAGAUGCCGGAGAUGGACGUGUACGUGAGGAGCUACGGAGGCUGGAUGCUGUCGGUGACUUCCAGGCUUCACGCCCACCUGCUGACGAAAGAGCUGGAGAGAGUCCGAGCUUCCUACAAUCACAGCUAUCACUACGGAGUCGGCUAUGACAGUCCUUUGAAACUGCUGAACAGGCACAAUGAGGUGUGGUAUGUAGCCGAGGGCGAGCCGGUUUGCACUGAUCCACAGGAGCCGACCCCUGCACACACUCCCAGACCGACUCCGACCGACUCGCCCACAGACGCCCCGUCCGACCCCCUCCCUCACACCCUCUCUGACUCACCCUCACUCGCCCCCUCAAACCAGUCCUCAAACACAACGUCCAACUCCUCUUCACAAAUGCUCGCUGACUCGCCCGCCCUCCCACCAUCUAACCCUCCACCCAGUCCUUCAUCCGACCUGCCCGCUGAGGCCACGUUCAGCCACCCCCCAACCUCCGCCCAGGUCCCUCUGGGCUCCACCACCAACUCCUCCGACCCCGUCUCCGUGAGCCCGUCGUUGGAGCCGCAGGCCAACGCCGCCCAGUGGAACAGCACAGCCCAGAGCUCUGUGGACACAGUAGCCGACGGCAGCCCCAAGGUGGAGCCAGACGGUGCUCAUUAGCAGCAGCCAGAUGUGAUUUCAGCAGCUAAUCCAAGUAUAUUAACACAGAGUCUAAAUAGAAGGCAAACACUGGAGGAGGUGUGAUGGAAAGAUGGGUGAGUGUGUGACAUAGAUGGACAUGCUGUUCUUCCUCCUUAUCUCUCUAUUCCUGUGUAUUACACCUCCUUGUGGCACUUAGUGGUUAACUAUAUGUUCUAUCACAGCUUUGCACCUGCAGCACCUCCUGUAUCACCCGACACACGCCUUCCCACUUCGUCCCUCUGAGGUUAUCAAGCAGCUGCAUCGUAGAAUUAAUAAGAUGUAUGUAUUAGUUAGACAGUUAGUAUUCCAAGUUAUUGUGUUGAUUCAUGAAGCUAGCAAGGCAGAAGCGGACGUCCUUAACCAUCAGCUAACUAACUGAUGGGGCAUCAAUGGACAUCUGUGUGUAUUUGAUAAAUAAAAUGCCGGGAAUCACCACAGUAGGCCAUUAUAUCAGAGGACGCUUGUCUUAAUGUGUUCUAGCCACUCUUGUAAGUGGAGUUUAAAGCUGUAAUUAGUGAUUCCUGAGAGUUUCUGUCCAGUUAUAACUUCCCACAAGCUUCAUCAGUUACUUUCAUGUGGCAACAUAUUGGUGAAUCAUUAUAAAGUCAGUGCGCAUAUUCAUUGGGAUCUUUGUUGCAGUCUUAAGCCUAACCAAUACUAAAAUUUACUAAAUGAUACCACAGAUAUUAUUAGUGUUAUUUCUACCGUGGAUAAAAACCUUUAUUACUAGUAUUCAUGCUCAAAAGUGCUUGCAAAACUCUGGCCAUAUGCUUUGCAAAACUUGUUUUCUUAGUAUUUUAGGUUUUUCUGGGUUUUGUUGUGGAUUUUUCUGGCCAGUUUAGUCAACCUUUGGAUUAUGACAGAAGGAAUAUUAAUGGCAUACAGUAUGCCUUGUCUAGUCAGACAUUUCCAUAACUUCUUCAGGUAAAAUUUGAGCAAAAAAAUAAAUAAAACCAAUGAAUGAUUUAGUUUAAUUGAAUGAAGUAGAACCCACAGAUGUUGAUUCCAAUCUGAGGUGUUAGAAAAAUAAAUAAAGAAAAAUUUACAAAAACUGAUUUAUUUUUUAAAUUUCAUUAACUUUGCCCAAAAUGUUUAAUGAGUUAAUUACAUGGCCUAACAUUCAACAUCAGUGGUGGAAUGUAACAAAGUACAUCUGCUGAAGAACUGGACUUUACUGCAAAUUUAACUUACUUGUACUUUCCAUCCGUGAUUCGUAUACUUUUCCCCUUUAAAAGAUCUCCUCGACUCACCUCCUCCCUCAGCACUCUUUACCAUUAAACCAGGUAUCAGCAUCUUUUUAAUUACUUGAACUUUUCCAGUCCAUGUUCUUUUGUGCGUCUCCACAUUAAUCUAAAUUUGCCUGUGGGGUUUUUGACCACAAUGUUGAGAUGAGCAGGUUUUUGCUUUGUUUAUAUCUGGUGUUUUACCAGAAGCUGUACAAUCUAUACAUAGAAUGAGGUCAGGGGUUACAUGAUGCAUGAUAUUUAAACAGAAUGCAGAAAGCAGUAAGAGCUGGUGGAACUAAUGUGCGUAAACAGUCAGAUGUGCUAAUAAAGAAGAGGACAAACACUACAAGUUUAUGUAAAUGCUGCAGAGAACAAAACCUUUCAAAAGGCUUUCCUGGUGGUUUAAGGAGUAGGAAAUAGAUAUUUUCAGCCCUCAAGGAUGUUGAUUGUUUCUGUGUUUAUUUCCAAAGGAAAUCUCAAAAGUCACCUUUACCCUGCUGGAGAAAAUAAGGCCCUAACUCCAUUCUGUCCUGUGAAAUCUGUCCUAAACUUUUCAUAUUUAUACCCAGAAACUCUGUCCACAACAAUUCUUCAUCUUAAUUUUUUUGCAGCCAUGCAGCAUUUAAAGUAAUUGUGGUAAAGCUGCCCCAAAGAUCUCAAAAAAUCAUGCCUGAUCAAACCAAUGCAAUAAGAGUUAUGUAUGUGAAUAAAUACCAUUCUCUGUCGAUGCAUCUCUGAGCUACAUACUGUAUGUUCUGAGGAGGGUGCAAUAAAAAAAACAAAACUCUU
Amphiprion ocellaris (clown anemonefish) is the source of this 3332-nucleotide messenger RNA. RefSeq names its product heme-binding protein soul5, like (gene soul5l). Gene Ontology annotation, cellular component: cytoplasm. The record is from RefSeq and is a predicted model, not a curated record. Bases 16 to 1296 code for a protein of 426 amino acids. Lineage: Eukaryota; Metazoa; Chordata; Actinopteri; Pomacentridae. The transcript has 7 exons.